This is a messenger RNA of Macrosteles quadrilineatus (aster leafhopper), 3093 nucleotides long. RefSeq lists its product as uncharacterized. Gene Ontology annotation, molecular function: catalytic activity. Lineage: Eukaryota; Metazoa; Arthropoda; Insecta; Hemiptera; Cicadellidae. The transcript has 3 exons. Bases 1 to 3093 code for a protein of 1030 amino acids. The record is from RefSeq and is a predicted model, not a curated record.
AUGGAUAAGUUGGACGCACUUAAUGGCAAAGUUGAAUCUCUCCUCUCUAUCCCAGACAAGAUCGAUGAUAUUAAUACUAAAAUAGGUACUUUUGAUAGUAAACUAGCUAGUCUGGAAGCUAGGAUUGAUCAAAAUAAAGACCGCAUCAAUUCCUUAGAAGAUAAGAUAACCACAUUGGAGAGCACCAGCUCUGCCCCUUCAUUUGGAUCUGAAGAUAUUAUUGCCGAAUUAAAAGACCGGGAAAAGCGUUCUUUUAACAUUAUGCUCUACAAUUUACCAGAAAGCCCCAAUCCCUCAGUUGAGUCCAGAGUCCUGCAUGACACAGAAUUGGUCAAAAAGGUGUUAAGUCUUUUUCUUGAUAACAAUUCUUUUGAUGGGUUGAACUGCAUUCGGGUGGGCAAGUCUUCGGAAAACAGUGCUCGCCCCACAAAAGUCAUUUUGAAGGAUGCUGCUCUGAUUUCUGCGAGAUCUUACCUAAUUUGUUCUGCUUACAUUCCGCCAAAUGCAAAUGUUCUCGCUUACGAGGAAUUUUCUUUGGCAGUUGAAGAGAUCCUUUCUAACCACUUCUUUGAAGGAAUAAUCAUCACUGGUGACUUCAACCAACCUACAACUGACUGGACUUCGUUUGAAGGGGCACGUGUGAAUAAAUCGUCUCAAGUGUUGAUUGACCUUGCUUCAACUUUCAAUCUCAACCAACUGAAUACCACAUCUAACAAACGAGGCGUUACUCUUGAUUUGAUAUUUUCAUCUGUAUCAUACUGGACCGUUGAGCAGGCUCUUGACAUUCUAAUCCCCCAGGAGGAAGAUCAUCCGGCACUAUCAAUGGCUAUAUCCAUCCAAGACCAGACCUCAUCUACUGGUAUCCAGUUCAUCCCUGACACUAAACGCUGUGACCAUUUGAUGGUAUACGAUUGGAUUUCUAAGCUCUCAUAUCCUACGACCAACAUAGAGUCUGCUGAAGUGGAUUUUCAAGCUUUUUGUUCUGAUCUUACGAAUGCCGUAUCUACAUGCAGUCCCUUGAUGAAGCUUGGUAGAUCACCGUUUCCUCGAUGGUUCUCAGUGGACUUGAAGCGCCUAAUUAUCUUGAAGAAAAAAGCCCAUAAAAUGUACAAGAUAACAUCCAGCCAAUCCCAUUUAAGGAAUUUCAAUCUACUUCGUGCCCAAUGUUCCAUUAUGGUCGCCCAGUGUCGUCAAAGGCAUCUUGAUCGAAUGGAUACUUCCAUUAGAAACAACCCUAAAUGUUUCUGGAAUUUCGUCAAUGAACAGAGGAAUACGUCGUCUAGUCCUAAUUCAAUCCUUGUAAAUAAUUCUGUUGUUGUGGAGCCAGUCAAAAUCUCACACGCCUUUGCUGACUACUUUUCGUCAACUUUUACUGAGUCAGAUGAAGAUCCUCCAAACCUCGACUUUGUAAAUUUCAAGACAAUAUCAUCAUGGCGCAUCUCUGCCGAAGCAAUUGAAGAAAAACUCUCAAAGCUGGAUCCUAACAAAGGGGCUGGUCCGGACGGCAUCCCCCCAUCAAUACUGAGGUCUUGCAGCACUGUUAUUUCUCCUCAUCUCGCCAUCUUCUUCAACAUUUUCUUCUCUAAUGGAAUAUUUCCUCAGUGCUUAAAAUCUGGCUUUAUUGUGCCUUUAUUCAAAUCUGGCAACCGUGCAAAACCAGAAAAUUACCGACCGGUCGUCAUCUUAAAUGCGGUAGCUAAGGUAUUUGAGAGCUUAGUACUUGAUGGCCUCGAUUUUGAAUUUAAAACACUGAUCUCGCCUCGUCAACAUGGCUUCCGCACUGGGAGAUCUACUACAAGCAAUUUGGUCGUUUUCCAAAACUAUAUUACUUCGGCCUUCUCAAGAGGCAACCAAGUCGACUGCAUCUAUCUGGACUUCGCUAAGGCGUUCGACAGGGUUAGUCACAAGCUUCUCCUCGCCAAACUUGAAGGCCUAGGCUUUGUUGGACCUCUGCUUCAGUUUAUCAGAUCCUACCUUCAGGGACGCUCUUUAAAAGUUAGAUGUGGGACUGCUUACUCUUACCCCAUCCACGUACCAUCUGGAGUGCCACAAGGAUCUCACCUCGGACCCUUUCUAUUCAACUUAUUUAUAAAUGACAUUGGCGACACCUUGGAUUCUGAGUUCCUUCUGUUCGCGGAUGAUGCAAAACUUUUCUUAGAGAUCUCCAGUGCUCAAGACUUCACUCGUCUUCAGUCAUCAAUAAAUGCAGUGAUGAAUUGGUGCAUUGACAAUUCAAUGAGUCUGAACACCUCUAAAUGUGUCGUUAUGUCCUUUUCUCGCAGUCAGAACACUCAUGAGCAUGGCUAUUUUCUUGGGGACGACCCUCUGCGUAGAGUUUGGAGGUAUAAAGAUCUUGGCAUAAUAACUACUCCAACACUUCAUCCAGGAGAGCAUAUCCAACAAAUUUGCCACAAAUCAAGUUCCACUCUGGGCUUUCUCUUCCGCUUCACUCGAGGACUCUCCAUUAAUGCCUUGGUGUUGCUUUUUCGUGCACUGGUUCGUCCCACCCUCGAAUACAACUCUCCUGUCUGGGCUCCAUAUCAGACUGGACUCAUAUCUUCGCUGGAGAGAGUUCAAGUUCGUUUCAUUAGGGUCCUUGGCUGCAGAAUGGGAUAUCGCUACCUUGAUGCUCCCGUGAAUCUCAUCAGAUCUCAGUUUAAUCUAUGCUGCUUGGAAGAUCGGAGGAAAAUUUCGGACGCUCUGUUUCUCAUGAAGAUUGUAAGUGGAAAUAUCGACUGCCCUGAGCUUUUGGGAGGAAUACCAUUCCACGUUCCUGUCCGCACAAGAUCCAAGGAUACGUUUGAGCGGAGGCACUACAAUACUGUAUAUUUACAGCGAAGCACUAUCCCUCGCCUUUUGCGGGUCGGCAACGAGGUCGGCGCAGUGUUGGAUUUUCACCGUUCCAGCGUGGCUGCUUUCCGCUCCAAUCUGUGUCGCCUCUUCUCUUCUCCACCCGGAGAUCUCGACCCUUCUCCAAGCAUCACCAGCCAACUGCCUACGCUUACCAUAGCACAGUUCCCCGUUUACUUCGUCUGGGAAAUGCAGCUCAACUUGAGUUCUUCGGGCCUUCCUUGCCACUCUUUAGGAGAGUAG